AUGGAGACCCCGGACCCCGGGGCCCGGUGCCCGGUGCGAGAGCAGCGUGCCCGUUGGGAGCGGAAGCGCGCCUGCACCGCCCGGGAGCUGCUGGAGACCGAGCGGCGCUACCAGGAGCAGCUGGGGCUGGUGGCCACGUACUUCGUGAGCAUUCUGAGAGCCAAGGGCACCCUGCGGCCACCGGAGCGCCAGGCCCUGUUUGGGCCCUGGGAGCUCAUUUACGGCGCCAGCCAAGAGCUGCUUCCCUACCUGGAAGGAGGGCACUGGGGGCCGGGGCUGGAGGGCUUCUGCCCCCGCCUGGAGCUCUACACCCAGUUUGCUGCCAACGCCGAGACGUCCCAGACCACCCUGCAGGAACAACUGAAGAAAAGCAAGCGUUUCCGGAGGUUCGUGAAGCUUCAGGAAGGCCGCCCCGAGUUCGGGGGCCUGCAGCUCCAGGACCUGCUCCCUCUGCCUCUGCAGAGGCUCCAGCAGUAUGAAAACCUUGUUGUUGCUUUGGCUGAAAACACAAGUCCCCACAGCCCGGACCACCAGCAGCUCACACGGGCCGCUCGGCUGAUAAGUGACACCGCCCAGAGAGUCCACGCCAUCGGUCAGAAACAGAAGAAUGGCCAGCACCUCCGCCGUGUCCAGGCCCUUCUCAGCGGCCGCCGGGCAAAGGGGCUCACCACAGGUCGCUGGUUCCUGCGCCAGGGCUGGCUGUUGGUAGUGCCUCCCCGUGGGGAACCCCGGCCCCGAAUGUUCUUCCUGUUCUCGGACGUGCUCGUCAUGGCCAAGCCUCGGCCCCCGUUGCACCUGCUGCAGAGUGGCACCUUCGUCUGCCGGGCCGUCUACCCCAUGGCCCAGUGCCACCUCCAAAGGGUCUUUGGCCACUCGGGGGGCCCCUGUGGUGGGCUGCUCAGCCUGUCCUUCCCUCAUGAGAAGCUACUGCUUAUGUCCACGGACCAGGAGGAGCUGUUGCGCUGGUACCACAGUCUGACCGUGGCCAUCAGCAGCCAGAAGAACUAGAAGAAUCUUAUGAAUUCCAGAACCCACGAUACUUCCGGGAUCGGUCAGGGUCAGGAGCACAAAAACUAAACAAAACACAGAACCCUUUGCGCUUCGAGGAGGGUCGUUUUGUGUUUGCCUUGGACUGGGUUAUCCGCCCGGCUCUUAAGAAUCAGGAAAGCAAGCCUGACCCCUGUGAACCUCCACUGACCCAGCCCCUCCAGCACAGAUGAGGGGACUUGGGGCUGAUAAGCUUGGUGCUACGUCUAUGGCCGGUCGUUUAUCAAGGCUACGGCUUUGCAAAUGUGGCUAUUUUUAUAGUUUUAUUUUCCUACUGGAUGUAAGUAAAGUGUUUUUGUUUCUUUGGAAAGGCCUGUUUCAGCUGUGUGCCUGAGCAAAGGGAUGUCUGUGCCCGAGGCUGGCAUGACGGGCCUCGGAAGUGCACGGGAAAGAGCUGGAGCUUCCUCUGUCUUCUCCGCUCUCACGCCGGGAGGCAGUCUUUUUGUCCUAAUAAGGGAAGCUUUCCAAGAAGGGCCGGUUGCUCCUAGGCACCGAGUAUGGGUGUGUGUGUGACCAGCUGGGAUG
Pipistrellus kuhlii (Kuhl's pipistrelle) is the source of this 1572-nucleotide messenger RNA. RefSeq names its product Rho guanine nucleotide exchange factor 39 (gene ARHGEF39). The transcript is spliced from 9 exons. Gene Ontology annotation, biological process: positive regulation of cell migration. Gene Ontology annotation, molecular function: guanyl-nucleotide exchange factor activity. The record is from RefSeq and is a predicted model, not a curated record. Gene Ontology annotation, cellular component: plasma membrane. Bases 1 to 1008 code for a protein of 335 amino acids. Lineage: Eukaryota; Metazoa; Chordata; Mammalia; Chiroptera; Vespertilionidae.